UAGCCGCUGGUUGGUUGGAAAUGUCAGGUGACAUAAAGUGGGAAAAAACAAGGAAGCGCGUUUUUCCCGGUAAACUUCCGCACGUGUCCCGGACAUCUGAGGUUCCGCCGUUAGAGGUUGGGGAACCGGAGCCGAACCCGGAUCCUGGACGGUACCAACAUGUCUGAGGACGUCCCACCUGACGGACGCUCGUCCCAGUCAGAGACCCAGAGCCAGUCCACCCUGUCCCCGUCCCAGAUCAAGUCCCCACAGGGUUCUAGUUCGUCCAGCGGGCCGACCUCAGCCAGCCAGUCGUCCAGCGGCUCAGGGACGGUGAGCAGCGUGGACACCAUCCCCGUCACCCUGUCCUCCGUCCCAGAAGAAGCGGAGCCAGAGCUCUGGGGUCGGCUGCUGCCCAUGGUCCGAGGCUUCAGGAGCCAAGACUGCAUAGAGGACCAGUACCUGUUUGGCCGGGACUCGGGCUGCGACUACGUCCUCGGAGACCCAGACAACAAGAGGUCCCAGAAGUUCCGGAUCUACAGCAAGAAGCACUUCAGGAUCUACAGGGAAGGCUCUAAAGUCUUUUUGGAGGACCUCAGCAACAAUGGGACUUUUGUGGACGGCAUAAAAGUUGGACAGAAUAAGAAGCUUCCUCUGACCAACAACGCCGUGCCGUCUCUGGCCGAGCAGACUGUUGUGUUUUCAGGAGAAAACCGAACGGCUGAUUUCUCCAAACUGAACCCGAUGCAGAAGGUUCCUGUCAUGGUGGACAACGGCUUCGUCCUCACAGAGAGUGACGCCAUCCUGAAGUACCUGGCCACCAAGUACGACGUCCCUGAACACUGGUAUCCACGGCAACCGGAGCACAGAGCUCGCGUGGACGAGUACACGGCCUGGCACCACACCAACACCAGACCGCACGCCGCCAAAGUCUUCAUCCUGGAGGUUCUGCUCCCCGCCCAGACCGGCAGCCCAGUGGACCAGAACCGUCUGCGCCGGGCGCUGUCAGAGCUGGACGCAACGCUGGACAAGCUGGAGUCCAUGUUCCUGAAGCGGCAGCCCUUCCUCUGCGGCGAUGACAUCACUGUGGCCGACCUGCUCGCCGUGUGCGAGCUGAUGCAGGUCUCUGGUUCCGGGUCUCUGGUUCCGGGUCUCUGGUUCCGGGUCUCUAUACGCUCUAUCCCCAGGCCGCCGCCUCCCCUAAGAGGCCAAAUCUCUGAUAAUGUCGUCCAAGUGACGGCGCCACGGGAUGCUGAUCACAUCCUGUCACGGAGUGUCAUAUCCCAUCAUGCUUUGCGUUCCAGAGGAGUCUGCGGCGAGGUGCGUCUGGCCUUUGAACGCUCCACCUGCAGCGAACUCGCCGUCAAAAUUAUCAGCAUGGCAAAUUUCCGGUCUGAGCGGACGGCGACCAGGACUGCAGAGACAGAGAUCGAGAUCCUGAAGAGAGUCGAUCAUCCGUGUCUCAUAAAGGUGAAGGACUUCUAUCAGUCAGAGGACAAUUACUACAUCUUUCUGGAGCUGAUGGAGGGAGGAGAGCUCUUCCAGAAGGUGAAGUCUCAGCAGCAGCUAAAGGAGGACGUCGCUAAACUCUACUUCUAUCAGAUGCUUUGUGCCGUGCAGUAUCUCCAUAGAAACGGCAUCAUCCACAGAGACCUGAAGCCAGAGAACGUCCUCCUGUCCUCCAAAGAGGACGAGUGUCUCAUUAAGGUGACGGACUUCAGCCAGUCCAGGAUCCUGGAGGAGGCGGCCCUCAUGAGGACUCUGUGUGGGACUCCGUCCUACCUGGCCCCUGAGGUCUUCACCCACGCUUCCACCACGGGUUACGGGCUGGCCGUGGACGCCUGGAGCCUGGGCGUCCUGCUGUUUGUCUGCCUGAGCGGCUACGCUCCGUUCCAAGAGAGGUUCAGCGAGCACUCGGUCAUGGAGCAGAUCAUCAGAGGAGAGUUCACCAUGAUCCCGUCCAAGUGGAGUCGUGUCUCCAACCAGGCCAAAGAUGUGGUGAGGAAGCUGCUGGUGGUGGAUCCCACCAAAAGGAUGACUGUGGAUGAAGCUCUGCAGCACCCCUGGCUGCAGGAUCAGCAGAUGUUGAUGGCGGCUCACAGACUGAUGUACCCUGCAGAAGAAGAUGCUGUUGGUGUUUCCAUGGAUGCAGGAGACGGUUCCAGGAGGAAAAGAGGAAGAGGAGAUGAUGAAGAGGAGGAGCCUCCUGCUAAGAAGAUCUUAGCCCCGCCCCCUCCAUCCCUGUGAAUGUGAAACUUCAGAUUCUUUUAUUUCUUCCCAGGA
This is a messenger RNA of Cyprinodon variegatus (sheepshead minnow), 2262 nucleotides long. It is a transcript of the gene chek2, whose product is annotated as serine/threonine-protein kinase Chk2-like. The record is from RefSeq and is a predicted model, not a curated record. Gene Ontology annotation, molecular function: protein serine/threonine kinase activity; protein binding; ATP binding. The coding region runs from base 160 to 2226 and encodes 688 amino acids. NCBI's taxonomy places the organism in Eukaryota, Metazoa, Chordata, Actinopteri, Cyprinodontiformes, Cyprinodontidae. The transcript has 18 exons. Gene Ontology annotation, cellular component: nucleus; cytoplasm. Gene Ontology annotation, biological process: mitotic DNA damage checkpoint signaling; protein phosphorylation.